UGUGCGUUUGCACUAUGUAUGCAUGUUUGCGUUCUCAGUUGCGUCAGUGGCAUCAGUUUCUGCGCCAGCAGCAGGCUCCUCCCCUCUGUCCAGACCCCUCCUCCUUCCUGUGUGUCAGUAUAAAACAUGGUGUGCUCUCUCUCACAUACUCACUCACAGCCUCUACACUGGAGGAGCGAAGCUCAACAUCUUCAGACUCAUCCUCUCCUGGUCCACGCCAACAACUGCAGUCAUGAACAUAGGUAUCUGUGUGUGUGUUCUCCUGGCUGCUCUGUCCAGCGGUUCCCUGAGUCUGCCCACACAGUCCAUGUCACAGAGAGCUGAGGGUGAGGCUCUCAUGUCAGACAUUCUACCUCCCCCCUCACCCAACCACACACGCCAAGCUCGCUCAGCUCCAGCGCCCCCCUCAGGGCAGCUCGCCAACUACAACCCACAGGAGGACGCAGAUGCUCGAUACAGCCUGAGCCAGCUAUUGGCCAGACUCAUCUCCAGGAAAGGCUCUCCCUACCAGACCAGAUCCUCCCUCACUAGCAGAGCCAGUGGUCUAGCCCCAGGCCACAGGAUAAAGGACAGAGAUUAUCUUGGCUGGAUGGACUUUGGAAGACGCAGCGCAGAGGAGUAUGAAUACUCCUCCUAAAGGCAUGGCUUGCUUUUGCCGAGUUACAAACCCCAACACCGCCAAUAAAAGCUCACAAAAAAUAAUGAGCCCUUUUCACACUGCACUAACUAGAACCCAGGGCUGACUUAACUGGAUCCUACUAUGAGUUUAGCAACAUACUGUAAGCAUGAUGAUUCUGACUCAACCCCAAGCCUAUUUAUUUUUACUGAGGAUCUAAAUCCUUAAGAACACAUCUGAACAGACAAAAAUAUACUUUAAUUUCUAAAUAAGGCUCAGAAACUCCUAAAACAGCUGAGUUUUUAAGCAAUGUUACUCAUUUGUUGGGGGCUAUUUUCAGCAGUGGAUUAAUACAGAUUUGGUGAUCUAGUGAGCAUUUAUAACAGCAACACAGUACAUGUGGGUUAAACUCAAAUAUAAAAUCAAUGAAUGAGCAUUUCACUGGGUCCAACAGUGUGGCUCAUUUUUGUGUUUUUAAGAGUUUUCUCUGUGAUCAAAAACAGCUUUUAUUGGUGUUAACAGCUCAGACAUUUGCUCAGCAGACAUUUACUCUUAAGUCAAGAGCAAACUGAGCAAUGGAAAUCGUUUGAAUUGACUUAAAACAUUUGGAAGCUAAAAGGAAUACAUUUACAAAAACCUGCUCCUUUGAAUAAAUUUCAGUCUCAUUCCAGAGAGAGAAACUAGUGUCUUUGGACUCAAAUUUAUGCCACUCAAAGUAGGGUUAAAACAUUUCCUUCUAAUGACAAUUCAGAAUGUAUCUGAGGCCUUAUAUUAGACUUUAAUGACCCACUAAGGUGUCUUUAGCAAACUGAACCAAAAGUAGGAUUUAAGACUGUAUCUUUGAUUGGUACCUUAAUGUGUUCAGCCAACUGCCAGCCAAGAGCUUCAAUUCACUUCAACUUUACACAAGUGCACAGUUAAAACAAAACAAAAUAAAAUAACUAUUUUUAAAUAUCAUACCAUCUGCAACAAAAGAACAGAGUGAUACAAUAUAAAAACUCUGGCAGGUGUUAAUAUAACAGUCUCUGUAUGGAUUGCUGGACUGGAAGAACAGGACCAACUUUUCACCCCCAACUCUGCGUGCUGAAGGUAACCCUGGGCUAAAACUGUGCAGUGUGAAAAGCAUAAGAUAUAUUUUGGAAAGCACACGGUGUUGUCUGUAUGAGAUGCUUGGGAGUCUCCCUGUCAUUGCUUAAUGGACUUUGGUGGAAUAACAUUAAAAAUCAGGAUUACAAAUACUGUAGAUAUCUAUAGAUAGUGUUUUCUGUUCUUUUGUUUUGAAAGAUCAUUAUGUAUGUAUGUAUGCACUCUUAAAGGUUACGUCUCUGUAAUAAAUACUAUGUUUCUACCAA
Lates calcarifer (barramundi perch) is the source of this 1968-nucleotide messenger RNA. RefSeq names its product cholecystokinin a (gene ccka). Bases 23 to 637 code for a protein of 204 amino acids. Lineage: Eukaryota; Metazoa; Chordata; Actinopteri; Centropomidae. Gene Ontology annotation, cellular component: extracellular region; axon. The record is from RefSeq and is a predicted model, not a curated record. Gene Ontology annotation, molecular function: neuropeptide hormone activity. The transcript is spliced from 4 exons. Gene Ontology annotation, biological process: digestion.